GUCAUACAAGAGGAAAUCUUGAAAUAUUUUUUGAUUUGAUUAAAAUAAUAACCUGUUGUCAUUCUUGCAACUGUGAAAUGGAGCGUUAGUUAACGAAAAAUUGCGGUUUGAAAAGUAGGAGGAAGUAGGUGGAUCGAAAUCUAAUUAUUUUUAUGAAAUUCAUGAAAAGGUGAAUUAACGAAAUGUUGAUAUCGGACGGCAUCAAUCAUGGGAAAUUACAGUCUAUAAUAGUGGGAGAGUUGAAAAAGGUGGGCUUAAAGCAUCGCCUGAAAAAGAUUAUUAUGAAAAAUGUCAAAGAUCAUAAAACAGUGUUCGGAGCGCCUCUAAUAAAAGUCCCGUCGUGCAGUGUCAUUUGUUGUGGAAGCACUCUGAGUAUUCCAGUUGUAGUGACUGAGAUGUCGUCGGUGUUGAGAGCCAAUGCUCAUAUCGAAGGUCUGUUCAGGAAGGCCGGAUCGCAAACACGACAAAAAGAUAUCAAGCGUUUACUAGAUGCUGGUGGUUGUGUAUCAGAAGGCCAUCAUCCCAUAGAUGUAGCUAGUGUUUUGAAACUCUACCUCCGCUGUUUGCCCGAGCCACUGAUCAGUGCAGAGGUGCAGGACUUGCUACUUAGGUGUAGAGUGACGGGCGGUGAAGAGGGACUGAAGGCUAUGUUUAACACCUUGUUGUUGUUACCAGUAUUACAUGUGCACCUUCUGCAUUAUAUCAUGGAGUUACUACAUUUCAUAGCAUCCAAACACAAAGACAAUCUGAUGGACUCGUCCAACCUCGCCAUAGUGCUGGCUCCCAGCGUCAUGCCGCUCCCGGCCGCCGCCUCCGCGCAGAGACUGGAGCACCAUGUAGCCUUAGUUAAGAUAUUUAUAGAAAACUCAAAGUAUAUAGGACUUUUAUCAGAAGAUCUCAUGACGAAACUAGACGACGAUUCUGAUGUCAGUCGCUCCAGACGGAAGAAGAGACGAAGUGGUUCUCUUAAUAGAAUGUUAAAUGGAUUACGCAAAAUGGUAUCGGGGAAUCCAAGCACACCCGCUCCCGUUCGAGAUAACGGCAAAACACCAGUCCUCAGCAAAUCUGCUGCUAAACGGAAGUUUAACUCUUACGAAGGACUUUCUGCGAAAACAAAGAAAGAAAUCACAAAAGGCCUUCCUCAGAAAGAACUGUCGUUUACGCCUAUGAAAAUGGGCGUUACUGAUCGGAAGCGGUUACGACUUAGUUUCGUAGAUGCCAGAAGUACAACAGUCACCAACUCAGACUUUAACUCUCAUAAAAACUCUGAAACCAGUAUUAGUAGUGAAGACCUGUUAACCUCCUCAGAAAACUUGUUUAGUGCACAUGACACUAUUGACUUAUCCUCAGACAUGAAAGAAGAAAAAGAUUAUGUUCGAAUUUCUAAACAGGAAUAUGAAGAAAUAAAAAGCAGGGUAUCGGCUAUAGAGAACCGACUCUCCAGAGAGUUUACUGACGUCAUACCUAGAGUUCAGCCUUUACAGCAGGUCCAAAAUGUUUACGAGCAAACGUUAGAAGAGGUGGCCAUGUUAAACUGUCAAGGUUCCGAGCAUUUAGCGCGUCGUCUUAGCAAAGAACUGAAGAUUAGACCAAAGGAAGAAGCCAAAAUCAUACGAUCGCCGAGCGCGAGAAAAAUAGGAUCCAUAAGAAGACGUUCGAAAGAAAAUUUGACCAAAAUAGUUAGGCACAAAUCUUGGAAUGCCAUGGAUAUGUUCUACCCUUAUGUUGGACUCACAAGGAGAGAGAGAACCAGCGUCGCUAAACCGAACAGAGAUGAUAGAGAUAGCACAGCAGACUGGGAUGUUUCAAUUUCAGAACAAUCGAUCAACGUAUCUGACUCUAGUCAAAAAUAUCAUCAACGCAAAAGAAUCAGUCUCGCACCGGAUUUCGGCUUAAACAAAACUAUCGGCAAAGUCCAGCCGCGUCGAUCGCUCAAUAUAACGACAAACAACUGGGAUGAGACGGGAUCUGAAAACUCGGCCAACAAUACCUUAGAUUCCAAUGAAAAGAUACGGAAAUCUGCACAGUUGAAGUGCUACCAAAAUAUACGCAAUAAUCCUAUAGGAAAAGAUAGUCCCGUAAAUUGUCAACAUAAGUGGAGGAACGCUGCAGCGUUCUUUAUGAACAAAACAGGUGAACUCGAAUCUAACGGUCAAACUGGAAGACCUUCCGUGAACAAACUACGCCGACAAAACGCUGGAGCAGUUCUAGCCAAAGCCAAACUCUUCGAAACCAGCUCCGACAAGUCGUCCGAAGCGAAGGAGAAGGCCGCGCAUGCCGGUUUCGCUAGGAAACCAAGAGUUACCAACCAAAACCAAAUCAAAUCACAGUCACAGAAAAUGUCAUUUCAUCCUAAAUCCAGGCUUCAAGCGUACGUGACUAAUGAUGGGCCACUAAAAACGAAUGGGCCACUGAAUACGAAAGAUUUGGGUCCUAAUGUGACGAGAUAUAAAGGCCCUGUUCAUCACAGUAAAGAAGGAAUCAAUCUCAGAGUAAACAGGAAAGUUACUCCAGUCAAAAAGGUAGUUUCCCCACAGUCGAAUGUUUUAAUGAAGACCCCUCAACCACCAGCUUUAAAGAAACCUUUAUGCACACCCAGAAGUUUGCGAACGCCCGCCUCUGGUAACGACCUCAAACGAACAAAUACUCCGAUGAGAGCCGUUCACAUUUCACCGAGGAGAUCGCCACGGCAAAAGAUACAGCGCACAUAUAACUGAAUUUACGCGUAAUAAUAAAUUAUUAUUUGAUAUUUAUACUUUUACCUAAUGUGACAAAAUAUAAAGGCCCUGUUCAUCACAGUAAUGAAAGGAGAGUAACUAGAAAAGUUAUUGCAGUCACGCGAUACUUUUAGCAUGGCGAUUGCUGCACGGAUGAAUCGAAUUGAGUAGGUACUAAUGUAUUACUUUGCAGAACUGAUACACAAAUCUCGCACUGGCCAACGAGGUCCCGCCCGGUUUCUCUCCGUCUGAUGGCCGAAGGCCGAAGCAUACGUUGCUUUUAUGCAAUGCGAAUAGAAUACGUGGCAGGCGCGCCAUAUAGGAUGAGACGGCGCUGGUCGGCGGGAGAGACCGCGGCUCAGCGCAAAAUUGCGAUGUGUCGAUGAAAUUGGAAUGAUGUCUAUGCCAAAAAUAAAUUAUUUCUUAGGAAUUAGGUAUUAAAUAGAGGGUCUUCCAAAAUUCGUAAAAUCCGAGUUUGCUAACCAUUUUUAACUAUCGAUUUAACUAAAAAAGUAUGUUAAAUUAUGACACAUAUUUAUGACGUCACAUCUGUGAAUCCACACCUCGCUGGUGGGUUACCACCUUUAACACUCGCAUUCGUAAAAUAUUCGCAUCUUUUGAGAUAAAUUCGAGUAGGUAUUCAUGCGGAUAAUUAUCAGAAUCUUUUACUCGUAUAAUAUCUUGCGAAUGCGAACGUUCGUAACUUACAUCUAUUGUAUAAUCUGCUUUGGCCCUAAAGUGGAUAAAAAUAAGGAUGAUGCCUACUAGUCAAAUCAGCAACUUUUUAUCAAACUUGUAUGGAGCUUGUAUGAAAUACACAGAUGUGACGUCAUAACUUUCUCUUCUUUUCGUCGCACUCCACCAUACAAUUGCAUGGCAAGCUAGCCAUUUAAAAUCGGCAAUUUAAAAUGGUUAGCUCACUUAAAAGUAAGUGGACGUGGAUUUUAGAAGACCCUCUAUUUAAUAAUUACUAAGAAAUAAUAUAUUUUUGAUAUGUAGGCAUUAUCCCAAUUGUCAAUGUAAAAUGUUAAGGCUUGACGUACUUAAACUUUGUAUAAUAUAGUAACCAAUUGAAAACUUGUGAUUAAAUCAAUUUUUGUAAAUAAAUGAAAAUCUGUUGAAAAAUA
Messenger RNA from Maniola jurtina (meadow brown), 3844 nucleotides. RefSeq lists its product as uncharacterized. NCBI's taxonomy places the organism in Eukaryota, Metazoa, Arthropoda, Insecta, Lepidoptera, Nymphalidae. The transcript has 9 exons. Gene Ontology annotation, biological process: signal transduction. The record is from RefSeq and is a predicted model, not a curated record. The coding region runs from base 183 to 2717 and encodes 844 amino acids.